Manihot esculenta (cassava) is the source of this 2578-nucleotide messenger RNA. Its product is annotated as long chain acyl-CoA synthetase 9, chloroplastic. NCBI's taxonomy places the organism in Eukaryota, Viridiplantae, Streptophyta, Magnoliopsida, Malpighiales, Euphorbiaceae. Gene Ontology annotation, cellular component: membrane; endoplasmic reticulum. Gene Ontology annotation, molecular function: long-chain fatty acid-CoA ligase activity. The record is from RefSeq and is a predicted model, not a curated record. The coding region runs from base 235 to 2328 and encodes 697 amino acids. The transcript has 12 exons.
CCACUGAAAAGGAGUUGAAGUUCCUGAAACUCCAACUUCUGUACUCUCGAUCUCUCCGCCUGCCACUCCAACUUCACUCUUUAACCCUACCGCUUAAUCCUCAAGAGAAAUUUUCUCUUUAUGUUUCGAUCCUAUUCAAUGCCUUUUCCCUGAUUCUUGAUUUUCUUUCUAGCUUCAGGAUCCUUGGCUGAGAAAAAAACUAAGAUUUUUCAGGGAUUAUCUAAUUGUCGAAGCAUGAGUGCUUAUAUAGUUGGCGUUAUCGUUCCUCUUGCCGUCACUCUUUUCUUCCGGAAUUCCAAGAGAAGUGCGAAGAAACGUGGCGUGCCGGUCGAUGUGGGAGCUGAACCUGGGUAUGCUAUUCGGAACGCUAGGUUUCCAACUCAGUUAGAAACUGCUUGGGAGGGCGUCUUUACCCUUGCUGCGCUUUUUGAGUUUGCCUGUAAGAGCCACGGAGAUAAAUUCUUGCUAGGAACACGUAGGUUGAUCGCGAGGGAGAACGAAGUGACCCCGGAUGGGAGGACUUUUGAAAAGGUUCAUUUGGGCGAGUACGAGUGGCUCACUUAUGACAAGGUGUUUGAAAAAGUUUGUAACUUUGCUUCUGGGUUGGCUCAUAUUGGGCAUGGAAGGGAAGAACGCGUUGCCAUAUUUGCUGAUACCAGAGCAGAAUGGUUUAUUUCCCUGCAGGGUUGCUUUAGGCGCAAUGUUACUGUGGUUACCAUCUAUGCAUCUUUAGGAGAGGAUGCUCUGUGUCACUCAUUAAACGAGACAGAGGUUACAACUGUCAUAUGCGGGAAUAAAGAACUGAAAAAACUUGUGGACAUAAGUGGACAACUUCACACAGUGAAACGGUUGAUUUGCAUGGAUGAUGAAAUUCCUUCUAGUGCAUCAGAUGAGCAGAGUGGUCGCUGGACAAUAACUUCACUUUCUAAUGUGGAGAAACUUGGUCAAGAAAACCCUGUUGAACCUGAUUUACCUCAAUCGACUGAUAUUGCUGUAAUAAUGUACACAAGUGGAAGUACUGGGUUGCCUAAGGGUGUAAUGAUGACACAUGCAAAUGUCCUAGCUGUAGUUUCUUCAGUGAGGACAAUUGUUCCUGGUCUAGAGAGCAAGGACGUGUAUCUGGCAUACCUACCAUUGGCUCAUAUCCUUGAAUUAGCUGCUGAGAAUAUAGUAGCAGGUGUUGGAAGUGCUAUAGGAUAUGGAUCCCCUUUGACACUGACUGAUACAUCAAACAAGAUCAAAAAAGGGACAAAGGGGGAUGCGUCUGUCCUGAGGCCAACUGUGAUGGCAGCUGUCCCAGCAAUUCUUGAUCGUGUUCGGGACGGAGUGCGCAAGAAGGUGGAUGCAACAGGUGGCCUAAGUAAGAAACUGUUUGACUUGGCAUAUGCCCGUCGAUUGUCUGCACUGAAUGGUAGUUGGUUUGGAGCUUGGGGCCUAGAAAUGCUGUUUUGGAACUUCCUUGUGUUUAGAAAGGUUCGAGCAGUUUUGGGAGGUCGUAUCCGUUUUUUGCUUUCGGGAGGUGCUCCUCUUUCCGGUGACACUCAAAGAUUUAUCAACAUUUGCCUUGGGGCUCCAAUAGGCCAAGGCUAUGGCCUUACUGAGACUUGUGCUGGUGGGACCUUUUCUGAGUUUGAUGAUACAUCUGUUGGUCGAGUUGGUAACCCAGUCCCUUCUUCAUUUAUUAAGUUAAUAGAUUGGCCUGAAGGCGGAUAUUUAGUUAGUGAUUUGCCAAUGCCUCGUGGAGAAAUAGUCAUUGGUGGUCCUAAUGUAACAGUUGGCUAUUUCAAGAAUGAAAAGAAGACAAUGGAAGUGUACAAGGUUGAUGAGAGAGGAAUGAGGUGGUUCUACACGGGUGACAUUGGGCGGUUUCAUCCUGAUGGUUGCCUUGAGAUAAUUGACCGUAAAAAGGACAUUGUCAAACUUCAGCAUGGUGAAUAUGUGUCAUUAGGAAAGGUUGAGGCUGUCCUUAACGUGAGCCCCUAUGUUGACAACCUGAUGCUGCAUGCUGAUCCAUUUCACAGUUACUGUGUGGCCCUUGUGGUUCCUUCACAACAUGCCUUGGAAGAGUGGGCUUCAAAACUGGGAAUUGCCUUUUCAGAUUUUGCAGACCUGUGUGAGAAACAAGAAACAGUAAAGGAAGUUCAAGCAUCCUUCGUCAAGGAAGCAAAGAAAUCACGUUUGGAGAAGUUUGAGAUCCCUGCAAAAAUUAAAUUGCUCUCUAAUCCAUGGACUCCUGAAUCUGGCCUUGUCACUGCAGCUCUGAAGAUCAAGAGAGAGGCCAUUAGGAAGGCCUUCUCUGAAGAGCUAUCCAAGUUAUAUGAAUCAUGAGCUACGAGAACCUUUCUUUCUUUUUGGAUUGGGCAAACCUUCAAAGACAAGUGACUUGUCAUUUUUCCUCCUGUUUUCUUUCUUUGUUUGAUAUCCCCACUUCGUUUGUGCCCUAAAUUUUUGUUGCGUUAAUCUUAGAGCUUUUCUUUCCCCUUCUCCUCAGGUUGUUUAGACAGCCUUUUUUUGACAUGCUGGUGUACUGUUCUCUCAAUUUUUAAAUAAAUUUCAUCCACAAGAGCUAUAACUUGUA